This is a messenger RNA of Xenia sp. Carnegie-2017, 1265 nucleotides long. Its product is annotated as sperm-associated antigen 17-like. The transcript has 6 exons. Gene Ontology annotation, cellular component: axonemal central apparatus. Gene Ontology annotation, biological process: axonemal central apparatus assembly; epithelial cilium movement involved in extracellular fluid movement. Lineage: Eukaryota; Metazoa; Cnidaria; Anthozoa; Malacalcyonacea; Xeniidae. Bases 153 to 1175 code for a protein of 340 amino acids. The record is from RefSeq and is a predicted model, not a curated record.
GUCGUUUAAACGUACGUUGGCAUUGCAGACUCAGCUGCUUUCUCCAUGGAAACAAGAAUACAAAUAUUCAAAACCAUUAUGGCGGGAUAGUCUGGGAAGCAUUUUUGACCAUUUUUGAUGAUUCCUGCUUAACAGUUUAACUUUUACUAGGAAUGUCGAAAGCGAAGCGAGGAAAGAGCGGUUCGGCUCAUGAUAUCAAUAAAUGGGAGAGUGGCUUAGUGCAAGCGGAAUUGAAUGAGGAAAGUUGGAAAACUUGCGUGUUUUUUCUCGUGUCAAACAAAGCAGAGGAUAAAAUUUUGGUGGAUAUUUCAUCUGAAGUCAUCAGCACCGGUCUAAGAAAGCUAUUCACUGUUAUUUCGAAAGAACAACUCUUUAAAGAGGUGAAGGAAUUGGCUAAAGCAAUCACUUCAGGUGGUGGUAAAGGAAAGAAUGCAGUAAAGCUGCCUGAACAUGCAGAAAUAUGUGAACAAGUGAAACCAUUUAUUGAUCAAGGGGAAGAAAUUCCAAGUAAUUUACUUGCAAAGCUUCUGAAAUUUAAGCUGCUUCAAAUAAAGACCAAGGACAUCGAAAGAAGAAACGAGAUCGAGAAGAAGUUGAAAGCAGAAAGUGGCAAGAAAACAUCUAAAAGUCCAGAAAAAAGAGCAAAAUCACCAAAGAAAAAGGGUAAAAAGAAUGAAGGUGAACAACCUCCUGCACCAAAAAAAGAUACAAAAUUAAAAAAACGUGGAGAAGUUGAUGAUACUUUCAAAUCUAUAGACGACGAACCGGAAGAUGACGACAGUCCGAAACAUUACGUCAUCAUUCACGAUUUUCCAAAUGCGUCUACGCUUCAAGAUCUUUCAAACAUUGGUGUAAAUGUCAACGCUUUGAUAAAACUACAGCUUGAUGAAUAUCAAAAUGUACCAGCAAGUGAUGAUGUAAAUGCCGAGGAUAAUGAAGUAGUGAAUGAAUCUGCUAAGGAUGGAGAGGAACUUAAAAGAUUCUGGGAAGAAUCGGAUCAGUUAGUACAUAAUGCACCAACAGGACACAAACUAAAAGAUAUUGCAAAAUAUGAAGUGACUGUUUCCAACAAACUGCUACCUUCGCAGGAUAUUGAUGAAAUUGACGAGGAAAGAAAGACUGAAAUCGGCACAAUAGUUUUGAAGACAUCGCCAAUAAGUGUUACUCCAUGUUAGAUGAUAUGAAAUCCUACCAAAAUUUUCUCUGCUAUGAAACUUAUCCACGUUCCAGUUUAUACACCAAGCAUUAAGACACAGCAAGCCAGU